GUGCUCCUUUUCCAAUGUCCCUAUCACCCGCAGCUCAUCCUGCCCACGGUGCUCAAGGCUUCCUGCUGUUAACACUCAACGAUGUAACGGCACUAUUACCAGGAGUACCUGAUCCCAUCAUCAACCAGCUUGCUUUGGAAUGCGUCACUCUGCCCGAAAAUCCCGCUGCAUUUCUGACGGAAUCGGAGAGAGAUGUCUGGCUAAUUUUGCGAGUAGGACCUCAUGAAAUGGUUAUCUCGCCCACUCAAGUGGUCCGCCACAUUCGUAAAGAGCGAACAUUCAUAUUUGAGAAUGGUACAUCUGCCAUAGGUACCAACAAGAAAUGGACUUUGAAGCUCCCGAAUCCGCAUGCGCCCGCAGAAGUAGAAGACUUGGAAACAUUUGAAGUGAUACUUUCACAGUACGCCGCGGUACAGGAAGUAGAUGCAUAUGGACCUCCACCAGCGUACUCAACCUCUACAGAUCGGCAGACCGGGUCAGUUGAUGCUUCCACAGCGCAGUCUAAGCGGCCGGUGCCCCCACCGCCGACUCAAUCGCAGACAAAGCUUGAAAAGCCUCCUUUACCUCCAAGGACACCUUCCCCACUCCCACAAAACCAGAAAAAUGAAGAUGAUCUUAGAGGCCGUCUCGUACUCGUUGAUGAAGAAGAUGGCGAGAUUGUCGGUAGUCUUGGGGAACAAUUCAAUAUUCGUGAGGAUGACGCCCUACAGACUAAAGGACGAGAGAAAGAUCCCGUGUUCGUUGAAAUACCUUCGGACGAAGAAUUGGCUCGGAGGACGGAGGUGUACGUCCAUCCAGUCCCGAUCGAGCAGCAAGAUAUGUUGAUGAAGACAGCAUCAUUGAUCAGCCGAGGAAUAGUCCUAGCCACUGACGCUCUCACCACCGGAAUGGGUGUCGCGUCCUCGUUCUACAUCGCUCAUACAAAGCCUAAUGAGAAACCGCUCGAAUUUUCCGAGAGAACACGAGGGCACGUCCAGCGCGUCCACAAGAUCUCCGGAAAGGCAGUGGAUGUCACUGCCAGGACAACAGGCCUCAUUCAUGAUGCCAUCGGCAAGGCGGUAGACUACAUGAGCGGUAGCAACAAGGGUAAAGGGAGGGUCGUCGAUCAAUCACGAUCGCAUAUACCACUUGCUCCCGGUGCACCACCCCCUCGGCUUCCUCUUAAGAACAGGAUAUUCCUUUCAACUGACAUGCUCCUCACAACCGUGGAGCAAUCAGCGAAACAGUUGAUUGAGCAAGGUACGCUGCGGGUUAGCGAAGCACUCGGUCAUAAGUAUGGAAACGACAUGCGAGAUGCCUCAUAUCUCGCUGGUCAAUCAGUACGUAACGUUGGGAUUGUGUACAUAGACGCACGCGGCGUUGGACGGCGCGCUCUUCUCAAGAAGGCCGGCGCUCGUUACAUCAAAGCCAAGCUGGGCAAGAAAGACGUUGUCCUUGGUGUUGAUGAACAGGGAAUUGUCCAGGAAUCUCGCCACGAUGCCACUCAUGGACCUUACUCUUACAAUACUGGCACUCCGGAUACUAUGAAGUACAAUUAAAGGGUAGGAGAACCCCUGCAGGACAGGAAACAUUAGGAUUAAUCCAAGUUCACGUGGUCUUUACACACAAAUUCAAUGGACAUUGCUGUUCACCCCGUUACCAACGGAUUUUACCUAUGUAAAAAGAUCACCAACGUCACCGAGACAAGGUUUGAGGGUACAAGGUGUCCCAAAGACCUUCUCCAUGGCGAGGUACCAUCUCUAAGGCAAGUCAAGCGACUUAGGCCCAUGCAAAUUAAUACUCGAAAACAACCUCAUUCGUACCGAGGGCAUCUGUAGGUAUCAAACAUUCGGUAUUACACAGAUACAAUCUCCCCAUUCCUUUAAGGGUUUAAGGUGUUAACUUGAUCGGCUAUACACGCUUCUUUGAUGUAACACGCUUGGUCAAUUGUCCUGCCCUCCAACUCAAUCUCCCAACAACACGUGCAUGGCCAAAGUGGUGAUAAACACUAUAGAUAGUAUUGCCGCAGUACAACACUUAUGCCGCGGAGCCUACGUAUUCGCGGGUCAUUAUCCC
Molecule: messenger RNA, 2055 nt
Organism: Fomitiporia mediterranea MF3/22
Lineage: Eukaryota; Fungi; Basidiomycota; Agaricomycetes; Hymenochaetales; Hymenochaetaceae
Exons: 6
Coding region: 15-1538 (507 amino acids)
Biological process (GO): cell division
Cellular component (GO): plasma membrane
Source: RefSeq, a predicted model, not a curated record